This is a messenger RNA of Lotus japonicus, 584 nucleotides long. RefSeq lists its product as uncharacterized. The record is from RefSeq and is a predicted model, not a curated record. Gene Ontology annotation, cellular component: endoplasmic reticulum. NCBI's taxonomy places the organism in Eukaryota, Viridiplantae, Streptophyta, Magnoliopsida, Fabales, Fabaceae. The transcript is spliced from 3 exons. The coding region runs from base 217 to 423 and encodes 68 amino acids. Gene Ontology annotation, biological process: endoplasmic reticulum unfolded protein response.
UGGGAUCCACAAAUUGAGCUUGUAUUUAUUUAACCUCAACCGAAAUAGCCAGCCUUCCACUCUUUCUUCAAUAAAUAAAUAAAUAAAACGCGCAAAUAACUCCUCACACAAUCUCAGAAAGAGUCACGGAUCGGAUCGGAUCGGAUCGGAACGGAACACCGCACCACCACCGUCUUCCACCACUUUCCGGCGAUCCCCUAUCCCCGCAACAAAAACAUGACAACAUCAAGGCGCCUUGCAGACAGGAAGGUGGAGAAGUUUGAGAAGAACAUCACAAAGAGAGGAUUUGUGCCAGAAACAACCGCUAAGAAAGGGAAAGACUACCCUGUUGGCCCUGUGCUGCUCGGUUUCUUUGUCUUUGUUGUCAUUGGAUCAUCUCUCUUUCAGAUAAUCAGGACAGCAACGAGUGGAGGCCUGGCUUAAUGGAGCUUUGAUUUGGACUUGUGUUAUCUUCUCUUUCUUAGCCCUUGUAGACAAUGGCCAUACUUUCCUACAUGUACUUGUACUAGAACCAGUUCCUGUUCAUGUUUUGAUGAACCUUAAGGAUUUUUAAUUUAUAUAACCACUGUGUCUCUUCUCUUUAA